UGAAAUCAUGAAAGCAUAUUUUGCGAAUUUUUCGAAAUUGUAAAAAUGCACGAUUAUUCCACAAGCUAUCAAUAAUUAAUCCUCAAAAGUAAGCUAGGCGUCGAGCUAUUCAAAUUACCAGUCAUCGCAAACAUGAUUUUCCUUGGAAAAUCUUCUACAAUGCGGAGUUCCUCCAAGAUUUGGAACUUCUUUCAUCGGAAACUCGGGGAUAAGAUACAACUUCAGUCAAUAUCGACCAGUAUACGAAAUGUAAUGUCAGGUGAUGAAAAAGACACUGAUUCAAAAGAUGAUAACUUGCGUGACCGGAGUGUUGGAGAUUUACUAAAUGAGUCAACAUCACAGCCAUUUUCUGAAACUCGUGUUGAUGAAUAUCCAUCUGAUAUAAGUGACUCGUUAGCAGAGUAUAACAAAUGGAGGCGAGUUCAGGGCAACCAUGCUUUCAGACCAAGGGUCGAUCCUAGACAGACUAGCAUCUUUUUAUUUCCUGGGCAGGGCAGUCAGUUUGUUGGCAUGGGAAGGAAACUCCUUCCAUAUCCGAAUGUGAGAGACAUGUAUGAUGCUGCCAGUAAUAUCCUUGGUUACGAUUUGUUGAGUUUGUGUUUGAAUGGGCCCAAGGAAGACCUUAUGAAGACAGCUUAUUGCCAGCCAGCUAUGUUUGUAACGUCAUUAGCUGCUGUAGAGAAGUUAAAAGAGGAAUCCCCAAAGGAAGUUGAGAACUGUAUAGCAACCGCUGGUUUUAGUGUUGGAGAGUAUGCUGCCCUUGUGUUUGCUGGGGCAAUGAGUUUUGAAGAUGCGCUCGAAGUUGUAAAGUUACGUGCCCAGCGGAUGCAGGAAGUCUCUGAGCUGUUGCCUAGUGGUAUGAUGACUGUCUUCUGUAGCCCUGAAACCCGGCUUGGCCUGGCCUGCAAGGCAGCACAGGAGUACUGCGUCAAGAAGUUAUUUAUAGCUGAGCCUGUCUGUCGUAUUGCAAACUACUUGUAUUCUAGUUGUAAAGUCAUAGCAGGCAAUGCAGAGGCACUUCAGUUCAUUGAAACUCACGCCAAAGAAUUUGGCAUCAAACGCGUUAAACAUUUGCCAGUCAGUGGAGCAUUUCAUACGGAGAUUAUGCGAUCAGUUGCAGAGGACAUUGGCGAUAUUCUGCACAGAAUGGAAAUUCAACAUCCAAUGAUAUCUGUGCAUUCAAACGUCACGUCCAAACGUUACAGUACAUCAAAAAGUAUUGUUUUGAACUUGAAGCGCCAGGUCUAUAAACCAGUUUUAUGGGAGCAGACUCUUCAUGUGAUGUAUUCUCGAGACCAGGGGAUGGAGUUUCCGAACACGUGGGAAAUGGGACCUGGCCAACAGCUGGGGACACUGUUGCGUGUUGUCAACAAGAAAGCUCAUGCUCAUUAUAAUUGUGUUGAGGUUUAGAUCUUGUUUUUGCUGUGAGCUUAC
This is a messenger RNA of Lineus longissimus, 1434 nucleotides long. Its product is annotated as malonyl-CoA-acyl carrier protein transacylase, mitochondrial-like. Bases 133 to 1410 code for a protein of 425 amino acids. Gene Ontology annotation, molecular function: transferase activity. The record is from RefSeq and is a predicted model, not a curated record. The transcript has 5 exons. Lineage: Eukaryota; Metazoa; Nemertea; Pilidiophora; Heteronemertea; Lineidae.